Molecule: messenger RNA, 360 nt
Organism: Paramecium octaurelia
Lineage: Eukaryota; Ciliophora; Oligohymenophorea; Peniculida; Parameciidae
Source: the annotation of a GenBank genome assembly
AUGGAAUAUCAAGGAAAUCUCUAUUAAUAGGAAAGAAGAUAAGAACUUGAAAUAAUAGUUGAAUACAAUAAAUUCCUUAAAAUCAGUGAGAGGUAACUUCUCUUUAAGAACUUUAGCAAAGAUUUGAAUAAGAAAUCCAAAAUUUAUUCCAUUUAAGAAUCGAGAAAUUAAUAGGAAUUCACUUAUUCUGAUUACUUAACAAGAACACUAAUUCAAAAAUGGGAGUUGAGUCCUGAGCUUAUGUGUGUGUUUCUGAUUAUUUCAAUAAAACUACAAGAAAGGGUGAAUAAAUAGUUCACCUAAAUCUGGUUUACACUUUAUACCAUUUUUGAGGAACACACUGGAAACGGACAUUAUUGA